AUGGCAUCUGAAGUUACCGAAGUCCCGUCCCAGCCUAUUCCUAUUAAGAUCAAUGCACCGGGCGAGGAAAAGGACGGCAGCGAGUUUGUCGAGGAAGCAGGAGAAAAGGACGGCGCUUCUGCAUCCGAAUCAGCCGCUUCUCAUCUAUCAGAGGCACAUCGCGAGUAUCUCCUCCAGCGCCAUGGAACUCUAGACUUGGACCCUCUUCCAAGUGCAUCCCACGCAGACCCUUACAACUGGCCUCGCUGGAAGAAAGUGACAAACCUUAUUCUCGUCGCCUUCCACGCAUGCAUGUCCACCUUCACGGCUUCUAUAAUCCCAGCAUACGAAGAUAUCUCCGUCGACCUCGGAGUUAGCAUACAGAGAGCCAGUUACCUGACUUCGCUGCAGAUCGCUGUCUUGGGUGGAGCACCUUUAUUCUGGAAGCCUCUAUCCAAUCGAUACGGCCGUCGUCCUAUAUUCCUGUUAUCAACUAUUCUGAGUCUCGUUUGCAACAUUGGUUGCGCGAAAAGCCCAGACUAUGCCUCGAUGGCAGCCUGCAGAGCCCUAACUGCGUUCUUCAUCUCACCUGCUGCGGCUAUUGGCAGUGCAGUUGUAACAGAAACUUUCUUCCGAAAGGAGCGUGGCCGAUAUAUGGGCAUCUGGACGUUGAUGGUUACCCUAGGUGUUCCAGUCGGGCCCUUGAUUUUCGGAUUCGUCGCAAAUCGUGCCGGGUAUCGCUGGAUAUUCUGGGUCUUAGCAAUAAUCAACGGGGUGCAGUUUAUCUUGUAUGUGUUUUUUGGCGCCGAGACCCGCUAUAUCACCAGCAACGAGGAGAAAGGUUCUUCGUCCAACUUCUUCAGACGAUAUCUCUCCUUCCGCCGCAUAGAUCCAACGCCCCUGAGGUUAAGCGAGUUCUACCAUCCCCUGACGCUAGUCGUCCAACCAACAGUUUUCAUACCUGCUUUCGCAUACGCCAUGGUCUUCCUAUUCGGAAGCGUCCUGAUCACCGUUGAAGUCCCCCAACUCCUGCAGGAGAAAUUCGGCCUCAACGCAGAACAGGUUGGGCUCCAAUUCCUGGGCGUCAUAAUUGGCACCAUUCUCGGCGAGCAAAUCGGCGGUUCCAUGUCUGAUCUCUGGAUGAACCGCCGCACCCGCAAACUCCGAGCUAGACCAGACCCAGAGUUUCGUCUCUGGCUCAGCUAUCCCGGCGUUCUUCUAACAAUUGUCGGGGUGAUAGUAUUCUUGGUGUGCACGCAGCAGGCACCUGAAGGUCAUUGGCAGGUUUCGCCAAUAGUUGGCACGGCGAUAGCAGCUUUCGGGAACCAGCUGGUGACCACGGUGCUGGUCACGUACGCUGUGGACUCUUAUCCCCAGGACUCUGGUAGUGUCGGGGUCUUCGUUACGUUUGUGAGACAAAUAUGGGGUUUCAUUGGGCCGUUCUGGUUCCCUGACAUGUUUAGCAACGUCGGUGUUGCUGCGAGCUCGGGUGUUGCAGGUGGUCUUAUGUUCGUUUUCAGCUUCCUCUUGAUAAUUCCGGUUCAUGUUGCCGGAUCGAAGUGGCGUUAG
Messenger RNA from Aspergillus mulundensis, 1548 nucleotides. RefSeq names its product putative MFS transporter. Gene Ontology annotation, molecular function: transmembrane transporter activity. The record is from RefSeq and is a predicted model, not a curated record. NCBI's taxonomy places the organism in Eukaryota, Fungi, Ascomycota, Eurotiomycetes, Eurotiales, Aspergillaceae. The coding region runs from base 1 to 1548 and encodes 515 amino acids. The transcript is spliced from 4 exons. Gene Ontology annotation, biological process: transmembrane transport.